Molecule: messenger RNA, 1107 nt
Organism: Prionailurus viverrinus (fishing cat)
Lineage: Eukaryota; Metazoa; Chordata; Mammalia; Carnivora; Felidae
Product: NKG2-A/NKG2-B type II integral membrane protein-like
Exons: 6
Coding region: 7-702 (231 amino acids)
Biological process (GO): positive regulation of natural killer cell mediated cytotoxicity; stimulatory C-type lectin receptor signaling pathway
Source: RefSeq, a predicted model, not a curated record
GCAGACAUGGACAACCAAGGCGUGACUUAUGCGGAAUUCCAUCAUGCUAAGGGCUCAAAAAGACAGCAAGUGCAACCUAAGGGCAAGAAAAGUUCCAUUUCAGUAACUGAGGAGGAGAUAGCCUAUACAGAAUUGAAUCUUCAAAAUGCUUCUCAGGACUUUCAAGGGAAUGGCAAGAACUCUCCCUGCAAAGAGAAGCUCAUUGCUGGUAUCUUGGGAAUCCUCUGCCUCGUCUUGAUGUCCACUGUGGUAACAAUAGCUGUUAUUCCCGCUACUGAAGGACCAGCGCAGAACAAAACAUCCCUGGAAACGACAAUCCAGAAAGCGUGUCUCUGUUGUCAUUGUCUGAAAGAGUGGUUUAUGUAUUCCAACAAUUGCUAUUACAUUAGCACUGAGGGAAAAUUAUGGAAGGAGAGUUUGACAUCCUGUGCUUCUAAGAAUUCUAACCUGCUCUACUAUGAUGAUGAAGAGGACAAGUUUUUGUUGAAUUUACUCCGUGCUAGUACAUGGAUUAGAGGCUCCCAGAGAAGCCCUCAUAGUUCAUCUGUGCAGCCAAAAGCCUUAACUUUUUCUUCCGAAGUGUUGUCAGUAUCUUCAGAGGUUGACAAGAAUUGUCAAUAUAUCGAUUUUCGUACAAAAAAAAUUUAUUUUGCACCGUGCUCAUUAAGAAGACGAUAUGUUUGUAAGCACCAGGCAUUUUAGUUACCUCAUUUUGUUAUAAUGCUGUUUCACCAUUGAUAAGGAAUCCAUCACUCAUUACUUCAACAGCCAUACAAUUGUUUUCAUUGCAUAUUAGAAAAUAAUGUUUUUAGUGUAAGUUUAGAUUCAAACAAAACUAAGAGGAAGUUGCAGAGAACCCUCUAUUGCCCCUGUCUGCACAUGUGCAUGGGGUCUUCCAUUAUCACCAUCAUUCACUAGAAUGUUUCAUUUUUUAUCAAGGAUGAAUCCGUAUCAAUGGAUAUAUAUCACCCAAACUCCAACGUGUACCUGAGGCUUCAUUCUUUGUGGUAUAGAACUGUUUGUCAAAUUUAAUUAUAUUAAUGUAAAAAAUAUACACUGAGGUAUAUAUUAUUUGUUUCUUAAGCUUUUGCUAUUUAGUAACAUUAA